AUGUCCAAUCAAGAUGCAGAUUAUGACUAUCAGCUAAAGUCUAUGACAGAAACAUGUCCAACUGAAAUAGCAACUGAAGAAUCCUACGCCAAGAGGAUGGCUAUCCGCGAAACAUGGGGCAGCGUUGCGAGGACGAGCAAAUGGCCCUCAAGACAUAUUGGCACCUCCAUCAAGUUUGUGUACCUCUUCGGCUAUUCCGACAACGCCGAUUUGAAGCAAAGGCUUAGAGCUGAAGCAUCUGAGUUUGAAGAUGUUCUUCAGAUUGGAAUAACGGAGAGAUAUGGCAUCAAUGUGACCAAGAAGAUUCUGAUGGGGUUCAAAUGGGCGGAGGAGCACUGUCGGGGGACUGAACACGUGGUAAAGGUCGACGAUGAUGUGUUUGUAGACUUGCCCCAAAUCCUUGACCAUCUGCACCACCAAGAAUUCAGUUCGUAUAUCAGUGGCCACAUGGUCUGGUUUUCCUUUACCAAGCGCUCUGGCAAAUACAAGUUAAGCUACAAGGAAUAUCCUUUCUACAUGAUUCCAGCUUACAUUCUUGGGUAUUUUUACGUGAUGCCAAUGGAGAUUAUGUCAAGGCUCUUGGAGGCUUCACAGUUCGUGCCUUAUGUCAGAAUGGAAGACGUGUAUAUCACAGCUAUUCUACCCAGGACAAUUGGUGUACAACCGAAAGCAUUCAAGAGUUUUUGGUUUGACAGAAAUUAUGAAGUAGGCCUUUGUGAUUUUGUGAUGAAAAGGCGAGAUGUAAGUGUUGAUGUAAGUCCUGAAAAUAUGUACCAUAUAUGGAAGACUUACCGUGAUGAGAGGCUUUGCAAACGCGUGCUACGUUGA
Molecule: messenger RNA, 828 nt
Organism: Haliotis rubra (blacklip abalone)
Lineage: Eukaryota; Metazoa; Mollusca; Gastropoda; Lepetellida; Haliotidae
Product: beta-1,3-galactosyltransferase 5-like
Exons: 3
Coding region: 1-828 (275 amino acids)
Cellular component (GO): membrane
Molecular function (GO): hexosyltransferase activity
Source: RefSeq, a predicted model, not a curated record